Molecule: messenger RNA, 1812 nt
Organism: Metarhizium brunneum ARSEF 3297
Lineage: Eukaryota; Fungi; Ascomycota; Sordariomycetes; Hypocreales; Clavicipitaceae
Source: RefSeq, a predicted model, not a curated record
AUGCCUGGACAACUUCCCCCCUACAGGCCCAGCCUGUUCGACCGCGUUCUAACCAAGGCCUUUGGCAUGAUUAACAAGAUUGUGCCGUGGUACAAGUUCCCGGGCAUCAUCGGGGCCAUCAACCUCGAGGCAAUCAGGACGACUUUGCGCCGCAACAACCUCCACGACGGCUACCCACCCGGACACGCUGUGGUCAGCAUGGCCGAGCCAGAGCCCAUGGAUGAGCGCUUCCUCCACGCGCGAAACUCGGACGGAAAAUACAACUCGCUUACGAUGCCACGCAUGGGUUGUGCGGGCAUGAGGUUCGGACGCCAGUUUCCUCGUGAAUACUGCCGCAAGCCAACAGAAGAAGAGCUCUGGAAUCCGAAUCCCCGCGUCAUUAGUGAAAGGUUCAUGAAGCGCCGGGAGGGUGGUUUCAUCCCUGCCACGACGCUCAACCUCCUCGCCGCCGCCUGGAUUCAGUUUCAAACGCACGAUUGGAUGGCUCAUGAAAAGGCUCACGACUCGUAUAAUAUUCCUCUUCCAGAAGGAGACGGCUGGCCAGGUGGUCGGAUGGAACUGCUCAAGACGCAGCCCGACGAGAUCCUUGACGCCUCGGAUAUCGAAACGCCGGGAUACAAGAACGUGAAUACGGCCUGGUGGGAUGGGUCCCAGAUUUACGGCUCGAGCGAGGUCGAAACGGAGAGGCUACGCACCGCGCACGAGGACGGCAAGUUGAGGCAGAUUUCCUACGACGCGGCCGGCGUCCCUCUGACUGGUUUCGUCGACAACUGGUGGUUUGGCCUACACAUUCUUCACUCGCUCUUUGUCCUCGAGCACAACGCCAUCUGCGACAGGCUCCGUCGGGCGUAUCCAGAUUGGAACGGCACCAAGAUCUUCGAUACUGCCCGGCUCGUCAACUGCGCACUCAUGGCCAAGAUCCAUACGGUCGAAUGGACGCCGGCGGUUCUCGGCCACCCGGCUCUGCAGAUUGGCAUGAAUGCGAAUUGGUGGGGGCUCGCCGGCGAAACCCUCACAAAGUUCGUCGGCCGGCUCUCCAAGACGAGCGAGAUAAUCAGCGGCAUCCCGGGGUCUCCAACCGAGCUCUUUGGCGUUCCCUACUCCCUCACCGAGGAGUUUGUCAUUGCCUUUUUCAACGGCGCCACGGGCGCGCACCAUUCGACUGUGCCCAUCAACGACCUCAUCUUCCACCAGGCGCCGGCGCCCUUCAAGACGGGCCUCGACUUAUCCGAUGCCUUUUACUCGUUUGGCAUCAAUUAUGCCGGCGCCAUCACGAACAACAACUACCCCGAUUUCCUGCGCAGCCUGCACACGCCCGACGGACAGGUCCGCGACCUGGGGACCGUCGACAUCCUCCGGGACCGCGAGCGCGGCGUCCCGCGGUACAACCAGUUCCGCAGACUGCUGGGCAUGUCGGCCCCCGAGACGUUUGAACAACUGACGGGCGGUAAUAACGAGUUGGCGCAAGAACUGCGCGACGUCUACGGCGACAUUGAGCUCGUGGAUGCCCUCGUCGGGUCGCACAGUGAGCCGCUCAUCAAGGGCUUCGGCUUUAGCGAGACGGCCUUUCGCGUUUUCAUCCUAAUGGCAAGCAAUCGCCUCAAGAGCGAUCGCUUCUUCGCCGGCUCGUGGAACGCGCAGACGUACACCGAGGAAGGGCUGCAUUGGGUGCAGCAUACCACCAUGAAGGAUAUUUUGCGGAGACACUGUCCGGAGCUGGGCCCGGUCCUGGAUCAGAGCGAAAACGUGUUUGCGCCGUGGGCCAAGCUGCCCAAGUCAAAGGCGUAUGGGGGCAUUGAGACAAAUGCCUGA